GCUCAGACCGAGACCCAGAGAAAUGUAAACAAACACACGAGCCAGACUUGAUAUAGGGGUGAAUUUGUUGCUUUUUAGAGGGGGCAAUGGGUCUGUACAUGCGUGAGGUGGUGAGGGGCGUGGCCAGGGGGCGGCUAGCAGCGUGUGCCACCAGGGAAAUGUGUACGAACAUAAAGAAGACGCCUGUCAAGAAAGACCUCUCGGAGCCAAUGGCCGCUGCGUACAAGCCAGGGGAGGUGGAGCGAGGCUGGUACUGCUGGUGGGAGGAUCGCGGCUUUUUCCGACGAACUGACGCCGAGGAGGAUUUUGUGAUGGCUUUCCCUCCCCCAAACGUGACUGGCUCCCUCCACCUGGGCCAUGCUCUCACCUGCUCUAUCCAAGAUGCUAUUGCUCGAUGGCAGCAGAUGCAGGGUCGUCAGGUAGUGUUCAUCCCGGGGGCAGACCACGCUGGGAUAGCAACACAGGUGGUGGUGGAGAGGCACCUGUGGGACACCCAGGGGAAGACCAAACAUGACCUUGGCAGACAGAAGUUUGUUGAUGAAGUGUGGAAGUGGAAAGAGGAGAAAGGAACGAUGAUAUUCGACCAACUGCGGCGUCUGGGGGCUUCACUCGACUGGGACAGAGCUGUGUUUACCAUGGAUGUGCACAUGAACGAGGCAGUGACGGAAGCAUUUGUCCGUCUGUAUGAUGCUGGGCUGGUGUAUCGCAAAGAGGCUCUAGUCAACUGGUGCUGCAGCCUUCAGUCGGCCAUCUCGGACAUUGAAGUGGACCACCUGCACCUGACGGGACCCACUGAGCUCACAGUCCCGGGCUACAGCAAACCGGUCACCUUCGGAAAGAUGUAUGACUUCGCUUACAGACUUGCAGACUCAGAGGAGGAGGUCAUCGUCAGCACCACACGUCCUGAGACAAUGCUCGGGGACACUGCUGUCAUGGUGCACCCUGAGGACCCCCGCUACACUCACUUGCACACCCGACGCCUUCUUCACCCACUGCGGCGGGAGACCAUACCUGUGAUUACUGACCCUGUGGUGGAUCCUGAGUUUGGAACAGGUGCAGUAAAGGUCACGCCAGGUCACAGCCACGAGGACUGUCAGGUCGGGGAGAGACACAGCCUUCCGUUCCUCUCCAUUCUUGACAGCAGUGGAAAGAUCACCAAUAUUGUGCCAGAGUUUGAGGGUUUGCUGAGGUUUGAGGCGCGGGAGGCAGUGCUGUUGGCCCUGUCGGCACUGGGGCUGUACAGAGGGUGCCGCGCCCACCCCAUGAUGGUGCCUCGCUGCAGCAGGACACAGGAUGUCAUUGAGCCCUUGCUGAGGCCCCAGUGGUUCGUUCGGUGCAAGGAGUUGGCAAAGCAGGCAUCCGAGGCUGUGCAGAGCGGCCGUCUGAACCUGGUGCCACAGCUGCACAGGAGGGCAUGGCACAGCUGGCUGGACAACAUCACAGACUGGUGCGUCUCCCGGCAGCUCUGGUGGGGCCACAGAAUCCCAGUGUACCACAUCACUGCAGCAGAUGGCCGGGAGGUGUGGGUGGCGGCUGGCUCGGAGGAGGAUGCAAGGCGGAAGGCUGUGGAGAAGGAAGGUAUACCCUUGGCCUCCAUCAUCUCCACCCUGCAGGAGGAAGACGUCCUGGACACCUGGUUUUCCUCUGGCCUGUUUCCCUUUGCCUCGCUGGGCUGGCCGAGUCAGGGGAGGGGAGAGACCACGCCUGACCUUGCUCGCUUCUACCCGACGACCUUGGUGGAGACGGGUCACGACAUCCUCUUCUUCUGGGUGGCUCGGAUGGUCAUGCUGGGACUCAACCUGACGGGGAGGCUUCCCUUUGAGACUGUGCUGCUGCAUGGCCUCCUGUGUGAUGGCGGCGGCCACAAGAUGUCCAAGUCCCGGGGCAAUGUGAUAGACCCCCUGGAUGUCAUCAAUGGGGCGUCCCUGGAGGUACUGUGUGAGAGGGUGGAGGGGAGCCUGAAUGCAGAAGAGGUACUCACUGGUAUCAGGAGGAACUUCCCCACAGGCAUCCCAGAGUGUGGAGCGGAUGCCCUUCGGUUCACCCUGUGCUCCACCAACUUCAAGAACCAGCUGCUGAACAUUGACGUCACUCGCAUGGAACAGAACAAGUUUUUCGGCAACAAGAUCUGGCAGACUGUGAGGUUCCUGCUGUCGGCGCUGGACAAGGUGGCUGACUUGGGAGUGUCCCGUGCCUCGCCUGUACAGGAGUCACACAGACUGCAGCAACUUGGACUGAUGGAUCGGUGGAUAAUGAGUCACCUUGCGGCCUUGGUCACCACAGCAGACAACACCUUCAAGGCAUACGACCUCCAUGUGGUGACCAAAGCUUUCACCACCUUCUGGCAUAACCAACUGUGUGAUGUUUACCUGGAAAGCAUGAAGGCAGUUUUGAGAGAUGGCACAGAGGCAGAGAGAGACGCAGCCUUGCAAACACUGUGGACCUGCAUUGACACUGGGCUGCGGCUGGUGGCUCCCUUCAUGCCCUACCUGGCCGAGGAACUGUACCAGCGACUCCCAAGGCAGCAUGGGAGGCAGCAGAGUGUAAUGCAGUGUAGCUAUCCCCUGCCGAAGGAGUUUGAGGGUUUGAGGGACCUGAGGGUGGAGGAGGGAGUGGAGGCCCUGCUGGAAGUCGCCUCAGCUCUCCGUACCCUUAAGACAUCCUACGGCAUCUUCCACAACAGAGUUAACGGCACUGUGGUCAGCUCAGACGGGGUGCUGAGGAACAUACUGACAGACAACCUGCAGACGCUCACCACCCUGGGCCGCAUGAAGGAGGUGAAGGUGCAGGAAGGCAGCUCUCACUCUUCCUUCCACUCCGCCUGUGCUGUCUCCACCAUCUCCAGCGCCACCACUGUCUACCUCCACCUGCAGGGUGUGGUGGAUCCCAAGGUGGAGGUGGCAAGGCUGACCAAGAAACUGAUGAAGCUGGAGAGAGACGAGAGGAAGGUGGUGAAGAUGGUGACCUCCCCAGGAUACCUAGAAAGGUCACCACCACAUGUACAGCUGGCCCACCACACCAAGCUGAAGUCAAUCAGGACUGAAAUGGAGAAGGUGAGAGCUCUUAUACACAGCCUGGAGGACCUGUAGAAGACCUCAGCACACCACCUUGACUCAAUAGCACUUGAGGCUGCUACUGGAAGACUAGAGGUCCUGGAGGAGUGGUACAGGUCCUUGCUGGAAGACUAUAGAGGGUUCAGUGAAGGUACCAGUUGCCAGAUGGAAAACUGUCUUGAAAAUCCCUCUUGGCUGGUGAAUCUCUGUGGGAAUCAGACUGACUGGGAAUAACUCUAUCAGAUCAGAUGCCAUUGAUUCCUAAUCUGUAAGGUGAGCUAUGCAGGAGAAAUGCCCCCCAUGGAAAGACUUGUAGAUUGAGUGAUUGAAAUGUGCAGGACCUCCAGGUCACUUCAAUUUUGUGACUGUGGGAGAAAGUGAGGAGUAAGUGGAGGUGAACUAAGGUAGAGAAUGAUGAGGAAAAGGAAUUAGAGGAAAUAUGAGAUUAAAGGAAUUGGAGAUAGAUAACUAAAGCAAGAGAAAAAGAUGAGAGAGGAAUUAGAGAAGAAAACUGGAGGAAAUGAGAUAGAUAAAAACAAAAGAAAAGGAUGAGGUAGAGGAAUUAGAGAAAAGAAACUGGAGGAAAUGAGGUAGAACUGAUAGGUAAAGCAAAAGAAAAGGAUGAGAAAGGAAUUAGAAAAGGAAACAGGAGAAGUGGAGAUAGAUAAUUAGAAAAGAAAAGGAUGAGAAGGAAGAACUAGAUAACUAAAGCAAAAGAAAAGGAUGAAGAGGAAUUAGAAUUAAAACCAUAUCAGAUAAAGAGCACAUUUUGAGUACCUUAAUGAAAAGGAUUUGUAUCACCAGGUAGCUGCCAGGUACAGGAGGUGACUCAGGUAAGCUGGCUCAUUAACCACCACCUUGUAAAUAAGAUGAACUUUUUCCUGAAGCGUUUGUAAAUAGUAAUGUAAGUAUCGAUUGUUAUUGAUUUGAUAGUUUAUUCUUUUUUAUUUCCCUUUUAUAUUUAUUUAUACGAUUCUUGAAAGAGAUGCAAAGACUGCGGCACAGGUAACUGACGGGACUUAAUAAACACCUUGUAUAUA
Scylla paramamosain (green mud crab) is the source of this 4093-nucleotide messenger RNA. RefSeq names its product valine--tRNA ligase-like. Bases 87 to 3089 code for a protein of 1000 amino acids. Gene Ontology annotation, molecular function: aminoacyl-tRNA deacylase activity; valine-tRNA ligase activity; ATP binding. NCBI's taxonomy places the organism in Eukaryota, Metazoa, Arthropoda, Malacostraca, Decapoda, Portunidae. The transcript has 19 exons. Gene Ontology annotation, cellular component: cytosol. Gene Ontology annotation, biological process: valyl-tRNA aminoacylation. The record is from RefSeq and is a predicted model, not a curated record.